This is a messenger RNA of Magnusiomyces paraingens, 1032 nucleotides long. RefSeq lists its product as uncharacterized. The transcript is spliced from 2 exons. The record is from RefSeq and is a predicted model, not a curated record. Lineage: Eukaryota; Fungi; Ascomycota; Dipodascomycetes; Dipodascales; Dipodascaceae. Bases 1 to 1032 code for a protein of 343 amino acids. Gene Ontology annotation, cellular component: catalytic step 2 spliceosome. Gene Ontology annotation, molecular function: protein binding. Gene Ontology annotation, biological process: mRNA splicing, via spliceosome.
AUGAGCAGCCCUAGUACGCACCCCCCACAACAAACAACACCAACAUCUGCUACUACCCGGCCGGUACGCACCCUCGCCGCGGGCCACACUGGGAGCGUUCAUGUGGUCAAAUUCAAUUCACCAGGAUCCUAUGUGCUUUCUGGAGGACAGGACCGCCGAGUUGUACUUUGCAAUACCGAUACUGGCGCUUUUGUAAAGUCUUACCAGCUACACGCGUACGAGGUUCUCGACAUCGCCAUUGCUCGCGAUAGUUCUAUGUUUGCAAGUUGCGGAGGUGACAAGACCGUUUAUCUUUGGGAUGCUGCGUCUGGGAACACGCUCAGACGGUUUUCUGGUCACAUGGCACGCGUCAAUAGUGUUGCUUUUAAUGACCCGGAGACUGUAUUAGCAACUGCUUCCUACGAUGGCUCUGUUCGGUUGUGGGAUCUGCGAUCUGGCACAGCUACACGACCGAUCCAAGUGUUGUCAGAGGCGCGCGAUAGUGUCUCGGCCGUAGACAUACAUGAACAUAUCAUAGCAUCAGCGUCAGUCGACGGCCGGCUGCGCGUGUACGACUUGCGCAUGGGUCGCUUGACUACUGACACUGUGGCCGCUACUGGUGCAGAUGUGACGCGUCCAUCAGCCGGGACUGCGACACCACUGACAUCUGUGAUGAUCUCGCCUGAUGGAGACACCGCACUUGUCGGGGCAUUGGACUCAACAGCACGCUUGGUUGAUCUUGAAUCCGGAUCAACGUUGCAAGCAUAUGUUGGCCAUGAGAACCGGGUAUUUCGUAUGCGCGCAGUACUAGACGCUGAUGCUGGGCUUGUGCUUGCUGCCAGUGAAGACGCUAGUAUAUGCGUAUGGGAUCUCAUGGCCGGCCAAGAACCACUUUCAAGAAUUCGAAUUAAUACUUCAAGCGAGAAGUCACUAGCCCGUGCCCCUCUAGCAUUCGAUUAUCAUGCUAUGAACCCGGAUUCAAGUGCUGAAGUUGGGACCGUGGCAGCAUGUGGAUCCGGUGGGGUGAUUGGAAUCUAUCAUGUGAUUAUGUAA